AUGUCACUUCCGGAGAUGGCAGCUAUCGCAACAGUUCUCAACCCAGGUAAUCCUGGUAAGAUCCUUACUUGGAUGAAUAGACCAGACAGCUCGCUCGGGCUCGAAAUUCGAUCGAUCAAAGACAAAGAUGAGGACAAGGAAUACAAGAGCCCCGCGACUGUAGGGACUAUCAAGAAUCCUUCUUCGAUCGCCACUUUCAUCGUUGAGCACAUGGCGAACGUCUAUGCUAUUGGAAACGAUGACUUUGUCUAUAGACUUAGCCCCACCAUCGAGAAAAUCGAUGAUGCUAGCGUCGCCGGAAACGCCGCCAGUCUUGCUGGUACAAGUGAUGGGGAGAAGGCUUGGUUGUACUACUUGACAGGGGGCAAGAAACAAAUCACGGAAUACCAAGUCGACGACGGCCCAAAUCAAACCCUAGUCAAUGAGGUGUGCUACGAAAAGACUUACAUUGCCGCUACUUACAAUCCCGAUCUGAAGCGAAGAUGGGUUGCAUUUCAGUUGAGCAGUGGUCAAAUAAAGGUUAUGAAUCUUGACAAAGGCACCAAUUAUAUCAUUGGGGACUCCAGCCAAUCGAAACUUCAGACACCUCUGGCUAUGUGCUACGUCUCAUCUGGCUCGGAUAGUAAAGGGGGGAUAUUUGUUUACUAUACGAAUAAGGAUGGCCAGCUACUGAGGGCGUACAAAACAACUGCCUUGGGCGACGACAGUGCCUUCUCAGCUUCUGUCAACUUUGGAAACGAUGCGAGAACCGUCUCUCAAUUCAGCCAAAUUUCAGUCACCGCUGCUCCCGAAAGUAAUAUUGUAACAUAUAUUAGUGGUGCUGGCAAGAAUCGCAAGCUUACCAAGUUUUUGGAUCUAAGGAGUUAG
Molecule: messenger RNA, 867 nt
Organism: Orbilia oligospora ATCC 24927
Lineage: Eukaryota; Fungi; Ascomycota; Orbiliomycetes; Orbiliales; Orbiliaceae
Exons: 3
Coding region: 1-867 (288 amino acids)
Source: RefSeq, a predicted model, not a curated record